This is a messenger RNA of Colletotrichum higginsianum IMI 349063, 4719 nucleotides long. RefSeq names its product ABC transporter. NCBI's taxonomy places the organism in Eukaryota, Fungi, Ascomycota, Sordariomycetes, Glomerellales, Glomerellaceae. The coding region runs from base 1 to 4719 and encodes 1572 amino acids. The transcript has 3 exons. The record is from RefSeq and is a predicted model, not a curated record. Gene Ontology annotation, cellular component: membrane. Gene Ontology annotation, biological process: transmembrane transport. Gene Ontology annotation, molecular function: ATP hydrolysis activity; ABC-type transporter activity; ATP binding.
AUGCACAAUGAGCCGAUCCUGCUGAUCGAGGUCGGAGCUGCUUUGGGCCUUAUCGCCCUCACCUCAGUUCCGGCCCUCGCAGGGCUCGUCAAGCAGUUCCGCUCCCGCAAGCCAAAAGAUCAUUUUUACGAGGACAGGGACGGAAAAAGCACUGCCGAGUCUUCAGCCGCCUUCUCAAACCGCUGGCCCAAAACCUUUAUUUUUCUCUUCGCUUUCCUAGGACUGGCUGUGUCGUUGGCCAACUCCAUCCUCGCCACUUCCUCAACUCGCGCCGGCAACAAGCUCGACAGCCCCUUCAUUGCUGAGUGGCUCGCAACCGGUGUAUCGAUCCUAUUGGCUCUGCAGGCCGUGGGCAUCGUCGCCACCAAUGACUCCGUUCACGCUUAUAACCUUGGUCUGUGGCUGUGGUUCUCCGGCUUAGUCUCGGCUGCCGUCCAGAUUCUGCAGGGCACUGUGGUUUUCGACCACCUCCUCAAGAACAACCCGACCUCGUUCGGCCUCAAAAUUGCUAGUCUGGCCCUCACCCUCGGUCUUGUUGUGACCGGUGUCGCUUUGCCCCGGAGACCCGAAGUCUACUUCGAGGGUAAGGCCGUCGACCGCCUCAGGACGGUGCCUGCUUACACCCGCUUUACUUGGGGCUGGUGCAGCGAGAUCCUUGACCUGGCCACCAAGAAGAAGGACCUCGAUGCAUCUGACCUCCCCAAGCCGGACCAUUGGACCAGGUCCAAGGACUCGGCUGUGGCGUGGAAGUCAUACAACUUCGAUUCCGACUCGAACCUAUGGUGGUCCAUCGUCUGGGCCUACCGCGUGCCCUUGUUCGUGCAAUGGUCCAUCGCCAUAUCCAAGGCGCUGUUGAGCUUCGCCCCUUCGUGGAUCACCUUGCAGAUCCUCGAGGCCCUCGAGCAUAGACACCCCGGCGACGAACUCCCUGUAGAUGUCUGGAUCCUGGUCUUUUGGCUCGGCCUCGCCAUCUUGGCCGACGCGUGGGCCGAGGCAACCAUGUUCUGGCUGUCCUGGGCCGAGCUGUGCAUCCCCCUCCGCGGCGCCCUGUCUGCUCUCAUCUUUGAGAAGUCCAUGCGAAGAAAGAACGUCAAGACUGCCUCCAAGCAGGAGGCCGAGUCGACGGAGCAGGAGACCAACGGAAAGGACGACCCGCAAUCCAAGGCCGACGACGAGGAAGAGGCCGAGGACGACAACGUCCUCAAGUCGAAGCAGGCCAUCAUCAACCUAAUCGGCGUCGACGCCAAGCGCAUCUCCGACUUCGCCGCCUUCCAGUUCCUUUUCCCCUCCAGCGGUGCCAAGUUGAUCGUUGCCAUCUGGUUCCUGGUUUAUCUGCUCGGCUGGGGCCCCCUCGGUGCUGGACUCCUCGCAUGGGCCAUUCUGCUCCCCAUCAACUUCACCUACGCCAAGGUCUAUUCCAAGGCGCAGGACAAACUGAUGAAGAUCCGUGACCAGAAGCUCGCCGUUGUCAAUGAGGCUCUCGUAGGCAUGCGUCAAAUCAAGUUUUCGGCGCUCGAGCCCCAGUGGGAGAAACGCAUACUCGAUAUGCGUGAGAAGGAGCUUGGUGCUCUUUGGCAAGUCUUCAAGGGCGACACGGUGCUUUUCGGCAUGUGGAUCACCAGUCCCAUCGCCUUGGCCGCCGUCUCCCUCGCCACCUACGCUUUCCUUAACGGCAACUUGAUCCCGUCGGUCGCUUUCGUCAGUAUCGGCGUCUUCAAGAACCUCGAGGUCACCCUGGCCGUCAUCCCCGAGCUCAUCACCGAUGUCAUCGACGCCAACAUCUCCGUCAAGAGAAUGCAGGACUACCUGAACGGGCCCGAGCUGACCAAGACCGUCACGGAGGGCCCCGAUGUCGCCUUUGAAAACGCCACCAUCGCCUGGCCCGUCGACGACGAGACAAAAGACGAGGAUAGGUUCAUAUUGCGCAACGUCAACGUCACUUUCCCUGCCGGCGAGUUGUCCGUCAUCUCUGGAAAGACUGGCACAGGCAAGAGUCUCAUGCUGGCAGCCAUUCUCGGCGAGUCCGAUCUCCUGUCCGGCACAAUCUACGCGCCCAAGCCUCCCCCGCUCCACGAGCGCAACGACGACAAGGCUAAUCGUGGCAAUUGGAUUAUCCCUGGUAGCAUCUCAUUCGUCGGGCAGAUCCCCUGGAUCGAGAACGCUACCUUGAAGAGCAAUAUUCUCUUCGGCCUCCCCCUGGACGAGGACCGCUACAACAAGACCAUCGAAGUCUGCGCCCUGAAGAAGGACCUGGAAAUGCUGGCAGACGGCGACAAGACGGAGCUGGGAGCUAACGGCAUCAACCUCAGCGGCGGCCAGAAGUGGCGCCUCACCCUCGCUCGUGCUAUCUACUCGCGCGCCGGCAUCCUCGUGCUGGACGACAUCUUCAGCGCCGUUGACGCCCACGUUGGCCGUCACAUCUACGAGAAGUGCCUCACCGGCGAGCUCUGCAAGGGCAGGACUCGCAUUCUGGUUACCCACCACGUCGCGCUCUGCGAGCCCAAGACCAAGUUCCUCGUCGAGCUCGGCGACGGCAGCGUCCAACACUCUGGUCUCUUGUCCGAAUUGUCCGAGGACGGAACCCUGCAACUGAUUAAGAGCCACGAGCAGGCUGCUUUGGAAAUUGCCGACGAGGAGGCCACUGCUGUCAACUCGGAGGAGGCGUCUGACGUUGAGCCUUCCGAGGUCACUGAGCUCAACGGCGAUGGCGGCAUCCUGAAGAAGGUUCCGUCAAAGGCUGCCCGCCAGUUUGUCGAAGACGAGACUCGUGAGAAGGGUUCCAUCAAGAAGCAUGUCUAUGCUGCAUACUUGAGCCAAAGUGGUGGCUGGCCCUGGUGGGGUUGUGGUUUCGGGCUCUUCGUCAUCUACCAGUUCGUUGUCAUCGGACGAUCAUGGUGGCUUCGCAUCUGGACUGGCCAGUCCGAGCGGUCCGUCAGCGCCUCCUCUUACCAUCAACCCCAGCAUCAAUACGCCUACGCCCUCACCCUCCAGCAUAGCGAGCUCCAUGUGCCGUCCGACAACGUCAGCAUCACGAUGGACAAGGAUACUCUAUUUUACCUGGCUGUCUACGUCGGCAUUUCGGCCUUCUCGGCCAUUCUCGGUACUGGUCGCUUCUUCUACUUCUUCGUCAUGAGCUACAAGGCCAGCCGCCGCAUGUUCGAGGGCAUAACCCGCACCGUCCUUCGCACCCCGCUCCGCUGGCUCGACACCGUCCCGACCGGCCGUGUCCUCAACCGAUUCACGGCCGACUUCAACGUCAUCGACAACCGCCUUGGCAUGGAUCUCUCGGGCGUCUUUGGCGCCGUCCUCAGCGUUCUCGGAAUCUGCAUCACCGCCUUCUACGUCUCCCCGCUCAUCAUCCCGCUGGCGUGUGUUCUCCUGCUCAUCGCCAUCUGGAUCGCUAUACGCUACCUCGCCGGCGCCAGGCCCGCCAAGCGCCUCGAGAGCACCACCAAGUCGCCCAUCUUCGACCUAUUCGGCUCUACGCUCGUCGGCAUGAUGACCAUCCGCGGCGCUGACAAAGCCCAAGUCUACAUCGACUCCAUGUACACGCGCCUGGACGAGUACGACAUGGCGUCGUGGCACCUGUGGUUGUUCAACCGUUGGAUGGGCUGGCGCAUGUCCCUCAUCGGCGCCAUGUUCUCCACCGCCGUCGGCUUCGUCGUCCUUGGCAGCCCCUUGAUGGGCCCCGCCCUCGCCGGCUUCACUCUGUCAUUCGCGCUCGAGUUCUCGCAGGCCAUUGUGUGGUCCAUCCGUCACUAUGCCAACAUCGAGCUCGACAUGAACGCCGCCGAGCGAGUCGUCGAGUACUCGGACCUCCAGACUGAGGACCAGGGUGGUAUACAGCCUCCCGCCACUUGGCCGACCGAAGGCCGCCUGGAGGUCAAGGACCUCGUCGUCAGCUACGCCGAGGACCUCUCCCCCGUCCUCAAGGGCCUGAGCUUCAGCGUGAACAAGAACGAGCGCGUCGGCGUCGUCGGCCGCACGGGCGCCGGGAAGUCUUCCCUGACCCUCGCCCUGUUCCGUUUCCUCGAGGCCCGCUCGGGAAGCAUCCACGUUGACGGCCUUGACAUCUCCAAGGUCAAGCUCCACGAGCUGCGGUCCCGUCUAGCCAUCAUCCCCCAGGACCCCGUCCUCUUCUCUGGCUCCAUUCGCUCUAACCUCGACCCCUUUGACAACCAGAGCGACGCCGACCUCCGCGACUCCCUGCAGCGCGUGCACCUCGUCGACUCGAACCCGUCGACCCCGGGCGAGCCUUCAUCGUACGCCGCUGUCGCCGCCGCCGGCAUCAGCGCGGCGGCGCCCACGCUCGACGCGUCGCAAAAGAACACCAACGUCUUCCGCAACCUCAACUCCCCCAUCUCCGAGGGCGGUGGCAACCUCUCGCAGGGCCAGCGCCAGCUGCUCUGCCUCGCGCGCGCCAUCGUGUCGCGACCCAAGGUCAUGGUACUCGACGAGGCGACGUCGGCUGUCGACAUGACAACGGAUGCGCUCAUCCAGCGGUCCAUCCGCGAAGAGUUCAACGACUCGACGCUCAUCGUCAUCGCCCACCGUCUCAGCACGAUUGCGGAUUUCGACCGCAUCCUGGUGCUGAGCGACGGCGCCGUCGCAGAGUACGGCAGCCCGAGGGAGCUGUGGGAUAAGGAGGGCAGCGUGUUCCGAGGCAUGUGCGAGGAGAGCGGCGAGAAGGAGAAGUUGAAAAACAUCAUUUUUGGUUGA